Messenger RNA from Colletotrichum karsti, 2304 nucleotides. RefSeq names its product PTAB protein. The coding region runs from base 1 to 2304 and encodes 767 amino acids. The transcript has 6 exons. Gene Ontology annotation, biological process: positive regulation of transcription by RNA polymerase II; negative regulation of transcription by RNA polymerase II. The record is from RefSeq and is a predicted model, not a curated record. Gene Ontology annotation, cellular component: transcription regulator complex; nucleus. Lineage: Eukaryota; Fungi; Ascomycota; Sordariomycetes; Glomerellales; Glomerellaceae.
AUGAUGACGAGUAUGGGACCAUCGUUUGCGGGUCAUCCUGCCGGCAUGCAACAACAUCCAGGCGUACCGGGCCAUCCCAUGGGCCCGGGUAUGCCUCACAACUCGAAUCAACAAGGCCCGCCGGGCGGAGGAAUGCCUCACCAGAUGCACAUGGCCGUAUCAGGGCCUGGUGGCCAGGUCAAUCCAAACCAGUUGAUGGGUGGCAUGCCACCCGGUGCUGGAGGUCCGAACGCUCACGCUCUGCAGCACCUCAACCCGCAAAACCCAAUGUUCCAGCAGAACCAGUUCGGCCAGAAUUUCGGCAACCCGGCCGCGUUGGCACAUGCGCAGAUGGCGCAGCAGAGAUUAUACCAGCAGCAGCAGCAGGCAAGGCAGGCCCUCAUGGCCCAACAGGCAUUCAACGCGAACAUGGGCGUCAAUGGCAUGCAGAUGGGCAUGCCCAUGAACCCCAUGAACGCAGCCCAGCUCGCGGCUAUGAGGCAGGGCAUGCGGCCGCAGGCGCAUAACCCUCAGGCCCAGGCCAUGUUGGCACAGCAGAUCGCUCUUCAGCAGCAGGCUGUCGCGCAACAGAACCAGCAGAUGCAGCAGGGUCAACAGCCCGGUCAGCCCGUCCAGAUGAACCCUCAACACAUGCAGAACCUCCAGCAGGCCCAGAUGGCUGCCUCGUUGCAGGCACAGCAGCAGCAGCAGCAGCAGCAACAACAACAGCAGCAACAACAGCAGCAGCAGCAGCAACAGCAGCAACAACAGCAACAGCAGCAGCAACAACAACAGCAGCAGCAACAGCAACAACAGCAGCAGCAGCAGCAGCAAGGCCAGCAACCCCAAGGACAACCUCAACAGCCGCAACCUCAACCCCAGCAGACCCCCCAUCAGACGCCGCAGCAGCAGCCAGCUCAACCCGUCAACCCGCAAUCUGCUGGCCAGCCCACACCGUCGCAAACACCCGGCCCUCAGCCGAACCAGCAGCCGCAGCCUCCCCAGGCUCAAGCUCAGCCGCAAGGGCCCCCUCAAAUGCCUCCGCAGGCUGGACAACCGCAGGUGAACCCUCAACAGGCUGCUGCUGCCCAGGCGGCCAUGGCCAACAGCAUGGCUCUGGCUCAGCAGCAGGCCGCGGCGAGGAGAGAGGGAAUGAAGGGCCACUGCUUGCUCAAGCUGAUGCAGUUCAGCGAGCAUCUGAGCGGAUACCCCGGACUCAAGGGCAAGGACGACUUGUCUUACUGGACCAAUUUCGUCAACCAAUUCUUCUCGACCAAGGGCGUUUUCCGACACUCGGUCCACAUCACCGACGUCGAAGACCAAGCCGACAAGCAAUACGAGAUCACAUACCCGGCACUACCGAGAUACUUCCACACGCACUUCGACAGCGGUGUGAAGAACAUGCAGUUGAUCAUGGAGAAGGGCACAACGGACCGGCCACUCCCAGGCGAAGGCCACUGGAUCGAGAACACAAAGUCAAGUCUGGUCUACUGGUUCGACAGCGGCUCUCACCUCGUCGCAAACGGUACCGUCAGAGCCCACUUCGAUGCGGAGCAGAAGAUUGAGCUUUUCGAAUUCGUAACGACCAGCCACGAAGAAUACAUCUCGCGGAAGGCCGCCAUCGAGGCGGCAAAGCCAGUACAUAACUGGGUCAAGGAGUGGCACAAGGUCAACUCCCAGGACAGCAAAACGUCCCCGGAGAUGAGCAAGAAGGGCAAGGCCCGUAUGAUGAAGUCCCCGCAAAAUCCCCCGCCAGAGGCGCUGGUGGAUCUGCCGGAGUCGGCUGUCAAGAGGGGCAUGGGCGUGACGGAAGCCGUCUUCCAAUUCCUCGAGAUUGCUGAAGUAUUCGGCCAAAUGAACCCUCUAUUCAACUUCUGCCACAACCACACGAAUCUCGGCCCGUACGCCGCCCUCGAGCAAUAUGUCGGUCAGAUCAAUGCCGCGCCGCAGAACAUGAAUGGUCAGGCCAUGCCAGGCCAAGGUCCGCGGACGCCCAGCUUUGGCCAGUUCCCUAUGGGCGCGAGCCCAGCCCAGCCGCACAUGCAGCUUCCUGGCUCCCCUCACGUCACCGGCAGCCCUGCCCCGGGCCACAUGCAAGCACCCGGCAUGCAAAUGCAGCAGAGCCAGCAGGGAACAAGCUCCAGCGGGCCCAGUGCGAACACCUCUCCAGCCUCCAACAAGCGUAGACGUCCGUCCGGCGUCAAGAUGGAGGAGGACGGCUCUCAGGCUCCUACUCCGGGCGGUCCUCAGGUAAACGGUGUCCAGAACAAGGGCAAGCCUCCCACGCCGCGGAUGCAAAAGAGGCUGAAGGGUAACCCAGCGUAA